CGCCGGCAUCUCCACAACCGCAACAGCAGCCACCACCACAACAACCACAGCGCGCGCCUCGCAUCACCGAUCAAGCUUCGCACGCGUCCCAAUGGCCUCUCGCUCCGCCUGCCGCGCCUGCCGCCGCGCCCUGCAGCUGCGCGCGCCCGCGCCGCAGCAGCAACAAACACGGUACCUGUCGCAGACGCGCGCCGUCCUCGCCUCACAACCAUACAUCGAAGCGCAGCCGGCACGGGAAGGCCCGGCCGCAGUCCCCGACACCUCCUCCCCGCCGCCGCCGACGACAACAGCGUCGCAGAAGCUGCCGCGCAAGGCCGUCAGCAACGUCGUGGCGGAGCAGCUGCGCCAGCGCGCCGGCGCCUCCACCGAGACGUACGUCGCGUACGGCGCCACGGAGCUGCUGUUCCGCGAGUGCGCGGCGCAGGCCGCGUAUCGGGUUGAGCGGGACGCGGAUGGCGAGGCGCCCAAGACGGCCAAGGGCGAAGAUCUGGGCGUUGGUGAGGGCGCGUGGUAUCAGGAGCUCAACCUGACCCCCACAUUCGCGACCUGGGCACAAGUGACCUUCUUACACAUGCACCUGCUGACCACGCGGCUGCGACAAUUUCCGCCCGCGCACGCCCCGUCCUGGCAACAGCACCUGAUCGACCACUUCAGCUACGCAGCCGAAGCGCGCAUGGCCAGCGAACACAACAUCGUCGCGCGCGCCGUGCGCAACAAGUACCUCAAAGACCUGUUUGUGCAGUGGCGCGGCGUGACAGCCGCGUACGACGAGGGCCUCGUGCGCGGGGACGCGGUGCUAGCGGCCGCGCUGUGGAGGAAUCUGUGGAAGGGCGAGGAACUGCGGCCGAGAGAGCUGGCCAUGCUGGUUGCGUAUGUAAGGCGCGAGGUUGCGAGACUGGGGCGCUUGUCGGAUGCGGAGAUUGCGGCGGGGGAUGUCGGGUUUGGCGAUUUGAGGAGUGAGAGGCGCGUUGUGGAUGAGAAGAGCACGAUGAUGGAUAAGCCGUUUGGUGCUGAUGAGUAAUGAGGGGUGUGUGAGAGAGAGCAGGUGAUGGGGGGGAAACCGUGUUGGCGUUGGUUCUGUAAGUAUAUGUAUGUAUGUAUGUAUGUAUGUAUGUAUGUAUGUGAAGCUCAUGUCACGAUAGCGAGACAGCACAAGGGAUAUAUAUAUGCGUUCG
Messenger RNA from Aplosporella prunicola CBS 121167, 1175 nucleotides. RefSeq lists its product as uncharacterized. Gene Ontology annotation, biological process: mitochondrial respiratory chain complex III assembly. Gene Ontology annotation, cellular component: mitochondrion. Bases 92 to 1021 code for a protein of 309 amino acids. The record is from RefSeq and is a predicted model, not a curated record. Lineage: Eukaryota; Fungi; Ascomycota; Dothideomycetes; Botryosphaeriales; Aplosporellaceae. The transcript has 3 exons.